AUGUUGGCAGUUUUAUUGGGGUUGCUUCCUAGGUUUGGGGAGGUGGGUUGUUGGCAGUUUUUUACCUUAUGCUUUUUAAGAAGGCCAAUUAUUUUGUACCGGGGUUCUUUGGAAGGUUAUGUGAUGGGGGAUUUUUUUAUCUUAGAUGAUUGGUCUAGGUCUUUAGUUUUUUUGUGUUUUUGGUUGGGGGCUUUGAUAUUAAUAAUUUCUAAGCCCGAGUUAAGGGGGUUGAGUGUAUGAGGGGUAGUUUUUUGUUGCUUUUUAGCUUUUUCUUGUUGGAAUUUUCUUUGAUUUUAUGUAUUUUUUGAGUUAACUUUAGUUCCCAUGGCCAUUAUAAUUCUUAAGUGAGGUAUACAGCCGGAGCGAAUCACUGCAACAUUUUAUAUAUUUCUUUAUACUUUAGGGGGUUCAAUUCCGUUUCUUGUUUUUCUUGUGUUUGUUUUUUGGGGGGAGUCUUCUUUUUUCAUGGGUUUUAACGCGGAUUUACUGGGGGGUUUGGGUUGGUGGGGGUGUUGUGCUGUGGUCGUUUUUUUUGUUAAAAUUCCUUGUUAUCCAUUUCAUCUUUGGUUAACUAAGGCCCAUGUAGAGGCCCCGACAACAGGGUCUAUAGCUUUGGCGGGUUUAUUGCUAAAGUUAGGGGGAAUUGGGUUAAUGCGUGUAUUUUUAAGGUUUGGUCAGUUGUCUUAUUCGGUGCAGGUCUUUUGGGCUAAUGUAGGAAUUUGGGGGGGUGUGUUGAGGUCUGUAGCUUGUCUUCGCCAAGUUGAUAGGAAGGCCCUCAUUGCCUAUUCUUCGGUAGGGCACAUGUGCUUGGUUCAGCUUAGGAUUUUAAGUGGAAGAAGAGUUGGUUGGUUAGGUGCUCUGUUUAUAAUAGUGGCUCAUGGGUUAAGAUCCUCAGGUCUUUUUGGAAUUAUUGGGGAGUACUAUGAUAAGGUUAAGAGUCGAAGUUUAAUAGUUUGUUCGGGGUUUGAGAUGUUAUUUCCGAGAUCUGGGAUUUGGUGGUGUAUGGUAGUGUUUUGUUCGAUGAGGUGUCCUCCUAGAUUAGGAUUUUUAGGGGAGGUGGUUAUGGGGAUGGGGGUUUGUGGGUCGUUUCCUUUAGGUUUUAUCCCUUGUUUUCUUCUUUUAUUCUUUUUUAGGGGUGCUAGAAUGAUGGUUUUAUACACGAGGGUAAGGCAUGGGAGUUCAGGAUCUUCGCUUUUACCAUCUUUUCGUGGGGUGGGUAAAUUUAGAUAUUUAGGAGUUUUUCACGCUACCCCAUUAUUCCUUCUUUUUUUCUUCCCUGGGUUUUUGUAG
This is a messenger RNA of Ylistrum balloti, 1290 nucleotides long. The record is from the annotation of a RefSeq genome assembly. NCBI's taxonomy places the organism in Eukaryota, Metazoa, Mollusca, Bivalvia, Pectinida, Pectinidae.